AUGCUGGGUGAAGACCAGCUGGCAGCCCAACAUGCUGUGAUAAUGGUGGCUUUCAUCACCUACAUGUUCCCUCUAGGUAUUCAAGCUGCAGCAUGCGCCCGAGUGGGAAAUGCCCUCGGUGCGGGAGACACUGCCAGGGCCCUCCUCACCAGCAAGAUCUCUUUCGCUCUUGCAGCAAGCAUCGCAGUUGUGGAAGGUGUUGUGCUCGGCUCUACUAAAACAGUGAUUGGCUACAUCUUUACCUCUGAUGAGAAGAUCAUAGGUCUGGUUUCGCACUUGAUAAAUGCUUACUGUUUCCUUCAGUUCUUUGAUGGUAUUGUGUGUGUGUGCACAGGCAUCUUCUUGGGAACAGGCAAACAGAAGAUUCCUGCUGUGGCCAACUUCCUUGGAUACUACGGCAUAGCACUUCCAAUCGGCGUUACUUUGACCUUUGUUGCAAAAAUGGGAAUAAUUGGUUUUUGGCUGGGACUACUCAUGUGUGUCAUUGUAUUAUCCACCUUCUACACCAUUGUCAUCUUCAAGCUCAACUGGAAGACAAUUACAGAGGAGGCACGUUCAGCAGCGUCUCAUGAUUUGGACUUAUACUUACACAUUUUGCAUUUAAAACCUAUUGUAAGAUUUUGA
Messenger RNA from Trematomus bernacchii (emerald rockcod), 624 nucleotides. RefSeq names its product multidrug and toxin extrusion protein 1-like. The transcript is spliced from 6 exons. Gene Ontology annotation, biological process: transmembrane transport. Bases 1 to 624 code for a protein of 207 amino acids. Gene Ontology annotation, molecular function: xenobiotic transmembrane transporter activity; antiporter activity. NCBI's taxonomy places the organism in Eukaryota, Metazoa, Chordata, Actinopteri, Perciformes, Nototheniidae. The record is from RefSeq and is a predicted model, not a curated record. Gene Ontology annotation, cellular component: membrane.